Messenger RNA from Moneuplotes crassus, 972 nucleotides. Lineage: Eukaryota; Ciliophora; Spirotrichea; Euplotida; Euplotidae. The record is from the annotation of a GenBank genome assembly.
AUUUAAAUGAAGAUUAUUUCAGUUCUUGCAUUAUUAUUACUAGUGUCCCCCACCCUGGGCUUCUGGUCAACUGGUCACAUGAUCAUUGCCAGAAUCGCACAUGAGGAGAUCAAGGCUAAGGAUCCAAAAUAUCACGCUACUAUUACUAAAGAGAUCGAGCUUUUGAAAGAUUUUGCACAGGAAGAGAUCAACCCAUUUGUAGAAUCUGCAGUCUGGGCUGACGAUAACAAAGCCAUUGCUUGGGGAGCCUUCAGCAACUGGCAUUUCGUUGAUACUCCAGUCAUUGCCGAAGGUUUUGAAGGAGAAUAUGAAGUCGAUAAUGCCAAUGCUACUUGGGCUAUCUAUGAAAUGAGAAAGACCUUGAAGAACAUGAACAAGCCUAAAUUCAACAGCGGACUUGCUCUUUCCUUCGCUUGGAGAUACUUGAUUCAUCUUGUUGGUGAUAUCCAUCAGCCACUCCACGCUUCUGCUCUCUACUCUGAUCAAUUCCCACAUGGAGAUAGAGGAGGCAACAGCUUCAAGAUUACCUACCCUGCUGAUAAGCAAGUGAAGAAUUUGCAUGCUCUCUGGGACUCCUGUGUUGAUCAAUAUGGAUCCAUCUGGGCUCCAGUCAGUGAUGAAGAAUGGAAUCUUCUUGGAAAGUACUCAGAUGACAUCAAAUCUGAAUAUCCAAGAAGCAGAGUUGACAAGAGAGUUAAGGUCCUUGAUGAAAGAGAGUGGGCCAAGGAGAGUAACAAGAUCGCCACCGAAGUUGUCUAUGCUGACAUCGAGCCAAACACAACCCCAUCUGAGGAGUACAUCACCAGAGGAAGAGAGGUUGUUAAUGAGCAACUUGCCGUUGCUGGAUACAGACUUGCUGAUCUCAUGCUUCAGUUAAGACACUAUGUUUCUGAAGGAGAAGAAGUUGAGUCAUUCAUGACUGAGUAACCAAUAUUAUUCUGAACCUAAUGUUGAUUCCAACCUCAAUCUUGU